Molecule: messenger RNA, 2046 nt
Organism: Gordionus sp. m RMFG-2023
Lineage: Eukaryota; Metazoa; Nematomorpha; Gordioida; Chordodea; Parachordodidae
Product: UV excision repair protein RAD23 homolog A-like
Exons: 8
Coding region: 76-1218 (380 amino acids)
Biological process (GO): nucleotide-excision repair; proteasome-mediated ubiquitin-dependent protein catabolic process
Cellular component (GO): cytosol; nucleoplasm
Molecular function (GO): polyubiquitin modification-dependent protein binding; proteasome binding; ubiquitin binding
Source: RefSeq, a predicted model, not a curated record
UUUCAAAUCAGACGUCUAAUCUAACAUUUCCCAAAAUUUUUGCAAAAUUUUAAUACAAUUUCAAAAAUAAUAUUCAUGAAAUUAACUGUAAAGACAGUAACUAAUAAAGUAUUUCAUGUAGAUGCGAAUUCCGAUGAUACGGUUGGUGAAUUAAAAUUAAAGAUAGAGUCACAACAAGGUGAUGACUACCCUGCAGCUGAGCAAAAACUUAUAUAUUCUGGUAAAAUCUUAAAAGAUGAAAUAACAAUUGGAGAAUACAAAAUUGACGAAAAUGGGUUUUUAGUUAUCAUUGUUUCAAAACCCAAAACAUCUAAUCAACCAAAAACUAUAACACAACCAGAAGUUAAAACUUCUUCAUCAGAUAGCAAUAGCAGUAAUAAUCCAUCCAGUCUAUCAUCAGCAUCCUCUAAGGGCAAUAUAUCCGAAGAAACUCAAAAAACACCAAAUAUUACAGAAUCAACUUCUACAUCAGAUCCUCCUUCAGCUAUUGAAUCAACAUUUAUCACUGGUAAUUCUCAAAUGCAAGCUGUAAUUGACAAUUUAAUGAACAUGGGUUUUGAUAAAGACUCGUGUAUUAAAGCCCUUAAAGCUUCUUUUAAUAAUCCUACCAGGGCUGUAGAAUAUCUAAUCAAUGGAAUCCCAGCUACAUCUGAAAUAGUUGCUAGCGGAGCUGAAGCUACUGCCGAACACUCAGAUGAUCCAGAGUCAAUUGUUAGUGAUCCAUCCAUCCUACCAUCUACCGAAACAGAUGCUCAUCCAGCUGAUUCACAAUUACAACAAAACAUAUUGCCACCUAGAGGCCAAGACUCUUCAGAUCCUUUAGCUUUCUUGAGAAAUCUUCCCCAGUUUCGGCAGAUGAGAGAAUUGGUUCAACAGAAUCCCAACUUGCUUCAACUGUUUGUUCAACAACUAGGACAACAAAAUCCUCAAUUGUUACAAAGGAUAACAGAGAACCAAGAACGCUUCAUUCAAAUGCUCAACGAACCAACUAACGCGGAUUCAAAUAUUCCUUCUUCCGAAGCCGGGAAUACAGGGGCCAAUCCACCUAUAGUGGAAAAUCAGAUUGUCGUGACUCCCGUGGAACGGGAGGCAAUUGAGAGGCUGAAAGCCAUGGGCUUCCCUGAGGGAAUGGUUAUUCAAGCCUAUUUUGCCUGUGACAAGGACGAAAACUUGGCGGUCAAUUUUUUGCUUACCCAGAACCUCGAAGAAUUUGAAUGAAUCCAUUUUGUCCUAUCAUCUCCUGACUUUAAAAUAAAUAUGUUUUUAUGGCAGAGAUUUUUUCCGAGAUGAUUGAAUUUUUUUAGAGGAUAGUUUAGAUAACAAGCAUGCUUAUAUUAUAUAUUAUAUUAAAGGUAAUGCCAACUUAAAAAUAUUUUUAAUCAGCUUUGAAAUGCUAUUUAUAAAUUAUUGGUCCCGAUUGUUAAAAUUACAAAUGUAAAAAAAAAAUAAAUUUUUUUUUUCAAUAAAAAUUGCGAAAUUAAUUUUAUUUUGACUCUUCUCAAGACUGACUGCAAUAUUUCGAAAUAUGUUUAAGGUACUUUACAUGGAAAAAGUUACAUGGAAGUUAGGGAAACACAUUUAUUUUCUUCAUUGGUUUUUAUAAAUAGCAGAUGUAAUAUAAUAUAUAGAAAUAGAUACCUUUGUUUUGUUUAUUUGAACGAUGAAUAAAAGGGAAAAAAUAAAUUUUUGCACAUAUGAUAUGAAAACUUGAUUCUAAUUGACGAAUUAGAUAAUAGCUAUGAAAGUAUGUAAAAAUGGUUUAAAUAUUUAUAUAUAAUAUUAUAUUAGCAUUAUAUAUUUUUUUUUAAAUUUUAUUUUACUUCAAAAAACGAUAUUUCCUAAUAAAACACCUGUUGUUUUCUAUAUUUUUUAAAUUUAAACUGUUUAUAUUUGAUCGGAGUAAUAUUCCCACCUAAAUCAUUUUGUAUUUAAAAAGUAAUUGUAUUAUUUAACGUCCUCUAUUUUAUUCAUCGCUUCCAAGCAUUUGAAGAAUACAACAUGUAAAAUACAUCUAAAUAUUAUACUGGUUUUUAUAUUAUUUAUAUU